This is a messenger RNA of Procambarus clarkii (red swamp crayfish), 961 nucleotides long. The record is from RefSeq and is a predicted model, not a curated record. NCBI's taxonomy places the organism in Eukaryota, Metazoa, Arthropoda, Malacostraca, Decapoda, Cambaridae.
AUGUCUCUUCUGGACGCUUCAUUUCAGUGUUUGUCGCUGCCUCGUGUCCUCGUAGCUCCAGAGUACGACCUCGUAGGUCUCUUAGCUCUAGAGUACGACUUCGUAGGUCUCAUAGCUCCAGAGUACGAUCUCGUAGGUCUCAUAGCUCUAGAGUACGACCUCGUAGGUCUCAUAGCUCCAGAGUACGAUCUCGUAGGUCUCAUAGCUCCAGAAUACGACCUCGUAGAUCUCAUAGCUCCAGAGUACGACCUCGUAGGUCUCUUAGCUCUAGAGUACGACUUCGUAGGUCUCAUAGCUCCAGAGUACGACCUCGUAGGUCUCUUAGCUCUAGAGUACGACCUCGUAGGUCUCAUAGCUCCAGAAUACGACCUCGUAGGUCUCAUAGCUCUAGAGUACGACCUCGUAGGUCUCAUAGCUCCAGAAUAUGACCUCGUAGGUCUCAUAGCUCCAGAAUACGACCUCGUAGGUCUCAUAGCUCCAGAAUACGACCUCGUAGGUCUUAUAGCUCCAGAAUACGACCUCGUAGGUCUCAUAGCUCCAGAAUACGACCUCGUAGAUCUCAUAGCUCCAGAAUACGACCUCGUAGGUCUCAUAGCUCCAGAGUACGACCUCGUAGGUCUCAUAGCUCCAGAGUACGACCUCGUAGGUCUCAUAGCUCCAGAGUACGACCUCGUAGGUCUCAUAGCUCCAGAAUACGACCUCGUAGGUCUCAUAGCUCCAGAAUACGACCUCGUAGGUCUCAUAGCUCCAGAGUACGACUUCGUAGGUCUCAUAGCUCCAGAGUACGACCUCGUAGGUCUCAUACCUCCAGCGUACGACCUCGUAGGUCUCAUAGCUCCAGAGUACGACCUCGUAGGUCUCAUAGCUCCAGCGUACGACCUCGUAGGUCUCAUAGCUCCAGCGUACGACCUCGUAGGUCUCAUAGCUCUACAGUACGGCCUCGUAGGUCGUACCACCCCAA